Messenger RNA from Durio zibethinus, 1990 nucleotides. RefSeq lists its product as uncharacterized. Gene Ontology annotation, biological process: biosynthetic process. Gene Ontology annotation, cellular component: cytoplasm. NCBI's taxonomy places the organism in Eukaryota, Viridiplantae, Streptophyta, Magnoliopsida, Malvales, Malvaceae. The record is from RefSeq and is a predicted model, not a curated record. Gene Ontology annotation, molecular function: pyridoxal phosphate binding; L-kynurenine:2-oxoglutarate transaminase activity.
UCACACGAUUAGUGUUCCACCGUCAAACACACCAAAUUUGAUCUUUGAUCUGACGGUCAAAACUUAUUCAAAGUGGCAUGAACCACACCAACCCUAGAUUUUCUUACUUUUCUCUUCGCAUAUUCAAUUCUUUCGCAAAAUUCAUUCAAGCUCUUUCAUCUGACUCCGAACUUCCUAAAGGAAAAAGGGUCAAUUAUUCCUGAUGCAGGUUCAAUGUACCUGGACACAGUUCGAAAUGCUUAGACCUCUUUGCUUCAAAUCCCCAGCAACACUCUUUACUUCCUCAAAGCAUUUUCGAAAGGGUAUUGAUUCUUCUUUCUUCUGGACUAAUAGGAGAAUCAAAAAGUACUCAUCUUUCAUGGCCACCGUUUCCACCCAGAAAGACCAUGUUUCUACCCAGGACGGGACUCACCAAAUCACCCAGCAGCCCUUGCAGGUUGCAAAGCGAUUGGAGAAGUUCAAAACUACAAUUUUUACUGAGAUGAGUACACUUGCUAUCAAGCAUGGAGCAAUAAACCUUGGCCAAGGCUUCCCCAAUUUUGAUGGUCCAGAUUUUGUAAAAGAAGCAGCAAUUCAAGCCAUUAAAGAUGGGAAAAACCAAUAUGCCCGAGGAUAUGGAGUUCCAGACUUUAACAAUGCCAUAGCUGCUCGUUUCAAGAAGGAUACUGGACUUGUGAUUGAUCCUGAGAAGGAAGUUACAGUUACCUCUGGGUGCACUGAAGCCAUUGCUGCAACAAUGUUAGGCUUAAUUAAUCCAGGUGAUGAGGUGGUCCUCUUUGCUCCAUUUUAUGAUUCUUAUGAAGCGACACUAUCUAUGGCUGGUGCCAAGAUAAAAUGCAUCACAUUGCGGCCUCCUGAAUUUGUUGUUCCCAUUGACGAGCUUAAGUCCAUUAUCUCAAAGAAUACUCGUGCCAUUCUUAUAAACACUCCACAUAAUCCCACUGGGAAGAUGUUUACGCGCGAGGAACUUAAUAGCAUUGCAUCGCUGUGCAUUGAAAAUGAUGUAUUGGUUUUUACUGAUGAAGUUUAUGAUAAAUUGGCUUUUGAAAUGGAUCACAUUUCAAUGGCAUCCCUUCCUGGAAUGUAUGAGCGAACAGUAACUAUGAAUUCCUUGGGGAAGACAUUCUCCCUAACAGGGUGGAAAAUUGGGUGGGCAAUUGCUCCACCAAACUUGACUUGGGGAGUGCGGCAAGCGCACUCAUUCCUUACUUUUGCUACUUCCACUCCAAUGCAGUGGGCUGCUACAGUGGCUCUCAGAGCCCCAGAUUCCUACUAUGUUGAGCUAAAGAGAGAUUAUUUGGCAAAGAAGGCAAUUUUAAUAGAGGGGUUGAAGGAUGUUGGUUUUAAGGUAUUCCCAUCAAGUGGAACAUACUUUGUUGUGGUAGAUCACACCCCUUUUGGUCUUGAGAAUGACAUUGCUUUUUGUGAGUAUCUGAUCAAGGAAGUUGGAGUUGUGGCAAUUCCUACUAGUGUAUUUUACUUGAACCCAGAAGAUGGAAAGAAAUUGGUGAGAUUUACCUUCUGCAAGGAUGAAGAAACUUUGAGAUCUGCAGUUGAAAGAAUGAAGGAGAAGCUGAAGAAAAAGUGAUUAAAAGGAAUGGAACUCGGUUUUGGUUUAUUUUUUGGCCAAGGUAUGUCACCGGAUUUGGAUUAGUUACACAUUGAGGGAAGUUGUUAUCCUUCAAAGCAAUCUAGAUAUAGGUUGAAUAUUCAAAGCAAACCUGUCACUUUUAUUUGAAUAAUAGAAUCCCCUGAGGUGUUAACUGAGUGAACUAUGAGAAAUGCAUGACAAACGAUGAAUGAGUAAGCACUAGGUUGUGCUUAACUACUUUUAAAGUUAUAAUGAAUCGAAAUGCUGCUGAUACCUUCAAUAACAGUUGUAUCUCAUCUUUAUUCAAGUAUUUUUCCUUAAUGUCCAAACAUAUGUCAAGAACUAAACACUUAUUUGGCUAAGCAUAAUAAAAAUAAAUAUAUAAAAGAAAUCUAUUGA